UCCACGAUGGAAGCACGAACCGUCUGGUUGACCUUGGCAGUGCUCCGUGUGACCUUGGUUCUGCUGCCCCAGUCGGGUUACAUCCACCCGGACGAGUUCUUCCAGGCUCCGGAGGUCAUGGCAGGAACGGUUCUGAACUACAAGGUGCGCCUGACGUGGGAGUGGACAGAAGACCUUCCUAUCCGGUCUCCUGUCCUACCCUUUCUCACCUCGGGUAUACCUUUCCUGGUUCUGAAGAUCAUCAACUAUUUAGGGUCACUGCCUGAACUUCUCAGCGCAUACACUCUACUGAUUGCACCAAGGCUUUGGACAAUGGUUCUCUCAUUCUUCGUAGACUAUUGUCUGUGGAGAGUUUGUAACGGUGGCGAGAGAAAGUAUAUGGGUGGGGAAAUGGAUGGAUUCAAUUGUCUUGCUGUGUAUUCAGCCUGUUAUGUGACGCUUGUCUUUUUCACUCGAACGUUUUCCAACACGCUUGAAGCUGUUCUUUUUGCAGGCGUUCUUGCUCUUGUUGUCGACUCUAUCAAAGGCAGAGACCCUUUAAGCAGCAGCCCAAAACAUAAAACCAGAAAUGAAAAAGGUGAAAAACCUUCCGAUUUAGUUCAUGAGAAACAUUCUUCUAAUUCUCAUUCGGUUCCGUUGUCAGCGCUGAUCGUAGUAGGAGUUUUCAAUCGUCCAACAUUCCCUGCCUUUGCUCUGGUACCGAUGCUGUACUGGACAUUCUACAACAGCAAAGGGUGGAGGUUAAAGGAGGGGGCUUUAAAAGCAUUACAAUUAGUACCAGGAGCAGUAGUGACAGUUAUAAUCUUUGUCGUCUGUGACUCCGUUUAUUUCGGCUCUCUCGAUGUCCACUCCUUAACUGUGAACACAUUCCUUCAGUCACCCUCAAGUCUUCUUCAAAACCUCACUGUCACUCCUUUGAACUUCUUAAGGUACAACAUGGACAUGUCCAAGGUCAAGGACCAUGGUUUGCACCCAAGAAUGACUCACCUCCUUGUGAACACCCCACUCUCGUUUGGUGUCCUGGCCGUCCUUGCGUUUGCAAACAUCCCCGCUUGUGUCACAAAACUGUUCGGUCAUUUUAAAGAAGGUGAAAAUAAAGCGCAAAUAAAGAGCAAACUUCAGGCACCUUCAAAUGAAUCCCACCAAAAACGACAAGUAAAAAGAACUGCUGAUGACACUAAAAUGUUGUCCCGAAUCCCUUGUGGAAAAGGCGUUGACUUUGAGAUGUUCUUCCUUCUAUCCUACUUUAUUCCUAUCUUCAUCUUGUCCUUAAUCGCCCACCAAGAACCCAGGUUCAUCACCCCGUGUCUCCUUCCUCUUGUGUUGGCCCAUCACAACAAGAUCAGCUGGGCGGGAGGCAAGUUAAAGAAACUCCUUUUUGUCGGAUUUGUAGUCGGUAACGUUUUCUGUGGUGUUCUCUUUGGAGCUAUGCACCAAGGCGGAAUCGUUCCUUCCUUACUGCACCUGCAUCAUCUAGUGCGGCAGCAAAACGCUACACAAAAAGUGCACAUCUUCUAUUUUCACACGUACAUGCCACCCCAACAUUUACUCGGUAUCCAUGGCAACCAAACAACCAAUAAGAACGUUGGUCACGUGGUACAACAAGCGACCAAUGGCAACGAAGGUCCUGAGGUUCAUUUGCAUGAUCUAGCAGGUGCGCCAACCGAUGUUCUUUUCAGUGAGUUGGAAACUUUGUACCAAGCCGAGAAGCUUGUAAAGAACCAUUCUCUCAUCUAUGUAGUUUCUCCCUCCUCAUUGCAUCAAGACAUUAACGAUCAUGGUACUAACAUGAAUCUAGUAUUAAAAGAAGUUUUCUUUCCGCACCUAAGUAUGGAGGACCCUCCCAAUAUAUGGGAUAUUGUGCAUACGCCAUCAGAAAGGAACACUUCUCUGCUUGAGCGACUUAAGUUUACAUUUGGAUUGAGCCUUCACGAGCUCAACUGA
Messenger RNA from Branchiostoma floridae (Florida lancelet), 1944 nucleotides. RefSeq names its product GPI mannosyltransferase 4-like. Gene Ontology annotation, cellular component: endoplasmic reticulum membrane. The transcript is spliced from 2 exons. Gene Ontology annotation, molecular function: alpha-1,2-mannosyltransferase activity. The record is from RefSeq and is a predicted model, not a curated record. Gene Ontology annotation, biological process: GPI anchor biosynthetic process. The coding region runs from base 7 to 1944 and encodes 645 amino acids. NCBI's taxonomy places the organism in Eukaryota, Metazoa, Chordata, Leptocardii, Amphioxiformes, Branchiostomatidae.